AUGGUGCUGAAGCAGAUUGGUGUCCGCACCACUCACGACAAGGUGCUGGAGGAACGUGAGAAUGCCUUGAUGGAGGCGAUUGCAAAGGAGAACGAGAACCCGUUUCAGCGGGCGGCUGACGCUAUGCUCGGCGCGGUCAGCCACUUGUACACCAACUACUUAUACACGUCUGGAACACUGCUGCUGGCGUGGACGUGGUGGGGGCUCUAUCCACGCUACGCACGCUUUCGUCAGAAGCACAUCAUGCGCUUCCGUCGCGGGCGGCAGUCUGAAUUCCGUCGAUGGUUCUUUUACACGCGGCAUAUACCCAAGUGGGACAAGAAAUACCUUCAGCGUCUGGAGCUGCCGCGUCGGAUGAGGCCAGGGGUGGUUCCAGUUCACAACUUCUCGCCGAACGCGAAUGUGGGUUCCACCUUGGCCUCCGCGAAUUCUUCAUCGGUAGCUUUGUCGCAUGAUGCAGACGCGGGGGCCGUAGCGCCUUCGGCCCAUGCAACUGCAGGAGAUGCGGCACCUUUUAUCACGGUUCGCCUCACAGAUGGAGCUUCGUUUGCGGGUGGAUCCCGUGCGAAAAUGGAGAGGACUGUCACUUCUGGUGUGUGUAGCCUGAACGAAUCCUUGCAGCAGCAGCUAGAGGAGGGGCGCAUAUUAGGCUGGGACUCUGUGGACCCCGUUGUGAUGCAAGGGGAAGUGCAGCAGCUAGUGAAGAAGGCUGGUGGUGUUGUUGUGCUGAAGGAAACACACGAAACGCGGCGCUCUGUGCCCGUGGACCGCGAGGUGUGGUGGGUCUCGCUCGAGGAGGCAAACCGACGACGGGAGUGGUGGUUCUGGUUGCAGGUGCUCGUGGCCGCCCGCAUCUUGGAGGACCUACUCGACAUGCCGGAGAUGCCUGACUUUGUGCAGUAG
Messenger RNA from Trypanosoma conorhini, 903 nucleotides. RefSeq lists its product as uncharacterized. The coding region runs from base 1 to 903 and encodes 300 amino acids. Lineage: Eukaryota; Euglenozoa; Kinetoplastea; Trypanosomatida; Trypanosomatidae. The transcript has a single exon. The record is from RefSeq and is a predicted model, not a curated record.